AUGUCUAUUUCUACGAGGCGAAGGUUCAAUAAUCAUAAUAGCAGUAUCCUUCUGCCUCUUCCACGAACUGUUGGAGGAUCACGACGCAGACGUGGCAGGCUCACUCCACGCAAUAGUCAUAAUGGCAGUAUCCUUCUGUCACCUCCACGAACUGUCAGAAGACCACGACGUAGACGUGGCAGGCCCACGCCACGAAUGGCAACUACACCACCUACACCACCUAUACCUCCCACACUCCCUCCUAUGGAAUAUACAGCAUAUUCUUAUUUUUUGUUGCAUGGUGGGCAUUUUAAUGAAUUUGAAGAUUGA
Messenger RNA from Dentiscutata heterogama, 309 nucleotides. Lineage: Eukaryota; Fungi; Glomeromycota; Glomeromycetes; Diversisporales; Gigasporaceae. The record is from the annotation of a GenBank genome assembly.